AUGUUGAAAGAUGUUAAAUUCCUUAUUUUGUCCUUGGCUUUGGUUGCCGGCGCUUUGGCCGAUGUCUCCGAAUUGGGCUAUGACUAUCAUGCUCCAGCUGCCUCUCAUGUGCAUGGUGAUUUUGGCGGAGAAGGUGGCUACACCAGCACUUUCCCCUCGUUUGCCCCAGCUGCCUCUGCUCCAUCCAAUAGCUACAUUCCUCCAGCUGCUUCUGCUCCAGUCCAGAGCUAUUCUGCCCCAGCUUCUUACUCAGCUCCAUCCAAUAGCUACAUUCCUCCCGCUGCUUCUGCUCCAGUUCAAAGCUAUUCUGCCCCAGCUUCUUACUCUGCUCCAUCCAAUAGCUACAUUCCUCCAGCUGCCUCUGCUCCAGUCAGCAGCUACACUGCUCCAGCUUCCUACUCUGCCCCAGCUUCUUACUCAGCUCCCUCCAACACUGCUCAAAGUUACUCUGCUCCCGCCGCUGCCCAAAGCUACUCUGCCCCAGCUGCUGCUCCUGCCAACAGCUACAUUCCUCCUGCAGCUUCUGCCCCAGCACCUAGCUACAAUGCUCCAGCUGCCUCCCAUGAUCAUGGAGACUUUGGAGGUGCCAAUGGCUACAGCAGCUCUCAUGGUGUAGCUGCCUCAGCUCCUGUUCAAAGCUACUCUGCCCCAGCCCCAGCUGUCCAAAGCUACUCUGCCCCAGCUGCUGCUCCUUCCAACAGCUACAUCCCUCCUGCAGCUUCUGGCCCAGCUCCAAGCUUCUCUGCCCCAGCUCCUUCUCAAUCUUAUGCUGCCCCAGCUGCUGGUGCCCCAAGCUACUCCGCCCCUGCUGCUGCUCCUUCCAAUAGCUACAUUCCUCCUGCAGCUUCUGCACCAGCUCCAAGCUACUCUGCCCCAGCUCCUUCUCAAUCUUAUGCUGCCCCAGCUGCUGCUGCCCAAAGCUACUCUGCCCCUGCUGCUGCCCCAUCUAGCAACUAUCUCCCACCCCAAGCUGCUGCUUCUGCUCCCACUGCUGAUUUCGGUGAUGAUGGUUACCGUUACAAGACUCAACGUCGUCGCGUCUUCCGUCAACGUUUGUAA
Messenger RNA from Stomoxys calcitrans (stable fly), 1059 nucleotides. RefSeq lists its product as uncharacterized. The coding region runs from base 1 to 1059 and encodes 352 amino acids. Gene Ontology annotation, biological process: positive regulation of transcription by RNA polymerase II. Lineage: Eukaryota; Metazoa; Arthropoda; Insecta; Diptera; Muscidae. The transcript is spliced from 3 exons. The record is from RefSeq and is a predicted model, not a curated record. Gene Ontology annotation, molecular function: transcription coactivator activity. Gene Ontology annotation, cellular component: RNA polymerase II transcription regulator complex.